Corylus avellana is the source of this 1077-nucleotide messenger RNA. RefSeq lists its product as uncharacterized. Gene Ontology annotation, molecular function: RNA binding; translation initiation factor activity. Gene Ontology annotation, cellular component: cytoplasm; eukaryotic translation initiation factor 3 complex. NCBI's taxonomy places the organism in Eukaryota, Viridiplantae, Streptophyta, Magnoliopsida, Fagales, Betulaceae. The record is from RefSeq and is a predicted model, not a curated record.
UCAAAGAAACCCUAGCUAGCUCCAGCCCCAAAUCUCUAACUCUCUGUCUCUCUCUCUCUCUCUCACACACACACUCUCUCUCAAUCGAAGGUCAUGGCUCCGGCGCAGCAAACAAAGCUCCGGUGGGGGGAGCUAGAGGAGGACGACGCGGAGGACCUGGACUUCCUGCUGCCGCCGAGGCAGGUGAUCGGGCCAGACGAGAACGGGAUCAAGAAGGUGGUGGAGUACAGGUUCAACGACGAGGGCAACAAGGUCAAGAUCACCACAACCACGCGCACGCGCAAACUCGCCAACGCGCGCCUCAGCAAGCGCGCCAUCGAGCGUCGCUCCUGGCCCAAGUUCGGCGACGCCGUCCACGAGGACGUCGGUAGCCGCCUCACCAUGGUCUCCACCGAGGAGAUCCUCCUCGAGCGCCCUAGAGCUCCAGGUAGUAAACAAGAAGAGCAAAAGGUUGGAGGAGACUUGGCUCAACUUGGGAAAGGAGGUGCUACCCUCAUGCUUUGCAGAACUUGUGGUAAGAAAGGUGACCACUGGACUUCAAGAUGCCCUUACAAGGAUCUUGCCCAACCGUCUGAGGGAUUUGUUGAUAAGCCUACUGCAUCAGAAGCCGGAGCUGCUGCUUCUGGGCCAAGCAAGGGAACAUAUGUUCCUCCAGGCAUGAGAGCAGGGGCAGAAAGGACCACCGGAUCUGAUAUGAGACGCAGGAAUGAUGAAAACUCUGUUAGGGUCACCAACCUUUCAGAGGAUACACGGGAGCCUGACUUGCUUGAGCUCUUCCGGCCUUUUGGUGCUGUAAGCCGUGUUUAUGUUGCUGUUGAUCAAAAGACUGGCAUGAGUAGGGGAUUUGGUUUUGUCAACUUUGUGAACAGAGAAGAUGCUCAGAGAGCCAUCAACAAACUCAAUGGGUAUGGUUAUGACAGUUUAAUACUUAGAGUCGAGUGGGCCACGCCAAGAACAAACUAGGUCAUCAAUAAAUGAGGAUAAUAUUUACCUAGCCUCAUAAUAAGACUUUUGGCUGUAAGUUACUCCUUUUCAAUCUCUGUUCAGAUGUUUUAUGCUGAAUCAAUGUUUGCUCAA